CCACUAAAUUUAUAUUUAAAAAUAGUGCGGUGCCGGGCAGCGGACGGGGACUGGAAUAUAAUGGCAGCAGAACGAUUUUGCAUAUUUUUUGGAGUUGUAACUAUUCUCGGGGGUCUCGUACUUCGGGUGCAGGGGAAUGAGGAGACACAGCUGAUCAGGAACUUGUUCAAAAACUACAACAAGAACAUUCGACCCGUGGUCCACCCUGUAGACCAGGUGCAGGUCCAGAUCAAGCUGACCCUCACCAACCUCAUCUCUCUGAAUGAGAAAGAGGAGACCCUCACCACCAACGUGUGGCUGGAGAUUCAAUGGUCCGACCACCGUCUGGUCUGGAACACCUCGGACCACUACGGCAUCAGUGUAAUCCGUGUCCCCUGUCACACCGUGUGGCUGCCGGACAUCGUCCUGGAAAACAACAUUGAUGGAAACUUUGGCGUGGCCUACUACGCCAACGUGCUGAUCAGCAACACGGGCUGGAUCUACUGGCUGCCCCCGGCCAUCUACCGCAGCACGUGUGCCAUCGAGAUCACCUACUUCCCCUUUGAUUACCAGAACUGCACCCUGGCCUUCAGGUCCCAGACCUACAGUGCCAAAGAAGUGGACCUCAUCCUGGCUGUGGAUGAAGGAGGCACCAUCGAGUGGGUGGACAUCGACCCCCAGGCCUUCACAGAGAACGGCGAGUGGGCCAUCGUCCACCGACCUGCCAGGAAGAUGAUCAACAAACGCUACUCCCCCGAUGACCUGGAGUACCAGGAGAUCCUCUUCAACCUGGUCAUCCAGAGGAAGCCGCUCUUCUACAUCAUCAACAUCAUCAUGCCCUGCUCCCUCAUCUCCUCGCUGGUCGUCUUGGCCUACUUCCUACCUGCACAGGCCGGGGGGCAGAAGUUGACCACGGCCAUCUCUGUGCUCUUGGCUCAGACUGUCUUCCUCUUCCUUAUUGCUCAGAAAGUCCCGGAGACGUCUCUCUCUGUCCCGCUCAUUGGAAAGUACUUGAUCUUCGUCAUGUGUGUCACUACCCUCAUCGCAACCAAUCAGAUCGUGGUGCUGAACAUCUCCCUGCGCAGCCCCAGCACUCACACCAUGUCCCACAGCAUCAAACAUGUGUUCCUUGAGAUCGUGCCCCGCUUCCUGGGCCUGUCUCCGCUGGUGGACGACAGCGAGGUCACCACGGAGGUCAACGGAGUCCGAGAGCGUCGGCGCAGCUCCUUCGGCCUGAUGCAGCGAGCCGAGGAGUACGUGAUGAAGCAGCCGCGCAGUGAAAUGAUGUUCGACAAACAGAGAGAGAGACACGGCCUCACGCGCUCCAUUGUGGACAACAUGGACGUGAGCGGCACAGCUAACCUGUACAAGAGCUUGGCCCAGGCCGCCCCUGAGAUCAAACAGUGCGUGGACGCCUGUAACUUCAUCGCCGAGAGCACGAGGCAGAGGAACAUCAUCGGGUCGGAAAUCGAGAGCUGGGUGCUGAUCGGGAAGAUGAUCGACAAGGUGUGUUUCUGGGCCGCCAUCCUCCUCUUCAUCGUCGGCACCGUGGGCAUCUUCCUAACGGGACACUUCAAUCGGGCACCGGACUUUCCCUUUCCUGGCGAGAGCAAAAAAUAUGUUCCGACAUAGGAGCGUUAGGAAGAAUCUGCUCACUUUACCUCAUGCUUUUCCAC
Molecule: messenger RNA, 1655 nt
Organism: Cynoglossus semilaevis (tongue sole)
Lineage: Eukaryota; Metazoa; Chordata; Actinopteri; Pleuronectiformes; Cynoglossidae
Gene: chrne
Product: cholinergic receptor, nicotinic, epsilon
Exons: 12
Coding region: 61-1611 (516 amino acids)
Biological process (GO): monoatomic ion transmembrane transport
Cellular component (GO): postsynaptic membrane
Molecular function (GO): acetylcholine-gated monoatomic cation-selective channel activity; transmembrane signaling receptor activity
Source: RefSeq, a predicted model, not a curated record